ACACCCGAGAUACCAAUUUGCCGCAGUAUAUGCGGUAUCGGCCGUGCGAUAGCACGUUUCUUCGCGAAGGGCUUCCGAUCGGCUUAUAAUGACAAAGUCGGGAAAUUUAACGAGGAACGUAUGUCCGGUGUAAACGCGGAUCGACGAGCAUGGAUCAGCUGAUUAUCUUCGUGUCGGCGGUGCACCUGUUGUAUUGUCCGUUCACGAAAGUCGAGGAAAGCUUCAACAUGCAGGCUAUGCACGACCUCCUCUACCACGGCUUGAAUCUUACGGAGUACGAUCACCAUGAGUUUCCUGGAGUCGUGCCACGUUCUUUUCUGGGACCCAUUAUAGUGUCCGGUAUCGCUUCACCGCUAGUGGCAACUAUUAAUUACCUAAAGCUCAACAAAUUUUUUGCUCAGUAUGUAGUGAGAGCAACUUUGGGAUUAUUGGUGAUAAUUACGUUGAAGCUAUACAGAAGAGCUUUGCAAAAUAUCUUUGGCCUGCAGUUUACAAAAUGGUUUAUCGCUAUAACUGUGACACAAUACCACUUUAUGUACUAUCUCAGUCGUCCGCUGCCAAAUAUAAUGGCUAUGCCUUUAGUAUUGCUGGCCUUAUUUGGAUGGUUGAGACAGAGUCAUGGGGUAUUUAUCUGGUCGUCAGCUGCAGCGAUAAUAAUAUUCAGAGCUGAACUCGCUAUACUGUUGGGAAUAUUCCUUUUGUACGAUAUAGCCUACCUGAAACUUUCAAUAUCAAGAGUGCUUAAAAUUGCGGUUCCAGCUGGUGUAUUGUUCCUAGCGCUUACUGUUGUCGCGGAUUCGAUAUUCUGGAGACGUUUAGUAUGGCCAGAAGGCGAGGUGUUUUACUUCAAUGCUGUACUUAAUAAGAGCAGCGAAUGGGGUACAUCGCCAUUUUUAUGGUACUUCUACUCGGCGCUACCGAGGGGCCUAGGGCUCUCGUAUCUCUUGAUUCCCUUAGGAAUGUUCUUGGAUACUAGGGUGCGCAUGCUCACCGUUCCAGCUAUCGCAUUCGUGAUAUUAUUCUCAUUCUUGCCGCACAAGGAAUUGAGAUUCAUCAUAUAUGUGUUCCCACUGCUGAACGUCGCCGCCGCUGCCGCUUGCCACAGAAUAUGGGAAAACAGAGCAAAAACAACGUGGAAUGGUUUUUUAGCGCUGGUAAUCCCGGGCCAUCUCGCACUAAACACUCUGUUCUCCAUGUUUCUGUUGUGCGUGGCUGGCUCGAAUUACCCAGGAGGUGCGGCGAUCGCUAGAAUCCACCGACUCGAGAGAGACUCGAUCGAGCCGGUGCACGUGCACAUCGACGUGCUGACUGCGCAAACAGGAGUCUCGAGAUUUACGCAAACCAACGCUUCUUGGACUUACUCGAAACAAGAGAACAUGACCGUCGACGAUCCUGAAAUGCUGCAGUUCACUCAUCUCUUGAUGGAGGCGAAGAGCAAGUAUUCACCAAAUAUAAAGCCCUACCUCAAAACUCACGACAUUGUUGACUCCGUCGAUGGAUUCUCGCAUAUAGCGUUUAAUUACCACAUGUUGCCACCUAUUAGAAUUAAAACGAGGCCUACCAUAUUUAUUAUCAAGAGAAAAACGAAUAUCAAGUACGAUCCUGACAAAGCGAGAUCACGAGUUUCUUCGAAAGAUUUUCUACAACAGAUAGAUGGCACAGAUGACAAAGAGGAGGAAGUAGAAUUAAAUACGUCGCAUGAAACGAUGACAGGGGCGAAUCCAAUAUUUGACGACAUUGUCGAGUCACCAGACGAAUUUGUAAGUCCGGAGGAAAUUGACGAACAAAAUGCUUCAGAUAUUGAAGUUGAACAUAUUGUAGAAACAAGUGAUAAUAUCGAAGAAGAAGAAGAAGAAGAAGCAAAGAAAAAUAGUGAUCUUACAGACGAUAGUAUAACAUCCCUGGAAAAUGUUCAAAUUGAAAAUGCAAAUAGAUUAUUGCCAAAUUUAAAAGAUAAGGAAAGAGAGGAAGAUUCUGAUUUACAAGAUUUCGAAAAUGUAUCCAACAUUGAUGAUGACGCCAAAUCUAACGAGGAAGUAAAACCGAAAUUCGGAGAAGGCAAAGUUAUUAGGGGGAGACAUAAGAACAACUUGAAUCUACGCCAAGAAAGCAUUAAGGAAUCGGUCAAAAAGAUCAUCCAAGAGAAGAUGCAAGAAGUGAAGCAAAAGAGAGAAAUCAAGGAUGAGCAAAAGAACACGGAACAUCCGAUAAAACCGGUGAUGAAGAAAGAAAUGGUAGCGACAGGAGAACUACCAAAGAAAAUAAAAAUGUUAAAACAAGAACCGAAGGAAGCAUCAUUCUUGAAUGAUAAACCAACACCGAUAAGAGAAAGAGUGAAGAUUACGAGAGGAGUUGUGGGAGAUGAAGAUACAGUCAAUAAACAGAAAUUGAUCAAUAAAGCGAAGAAUAUUACACAGAAGGCAGAUAAAAUCCAGACGAUGGAGCCUGAUUUGGAGCCAGUCACGGAUGAGGAAGAUACGACCGUGGAACGAGAAAAUGAAUCCAUGGAAAUCGCGAUGGAAGAGAUUGCAAAGGCACAGGAUGAAGUUGACACGGAAUCGCCUAAGAUUCCAGAAAUUGUAGAAGAAAUUGUAGAAGUGGGCGACAAAGAGAACGUUAAAUUACCGAAACCAACGAAUGUAAGGGAGAGCAUAAGAAACAUAAUAAAUCAAUUUAAAGAAUUUGAGAGGGAUUUUGUGUACGAUGACGCGGAUUCAAAGGUGUCCGACACGAGCGAUGUGAAUCGUAUUAAAAGCGACGUGAUAGAAAGGAACAGGGAAGCCGUCGAUCGCGUCGCAGAAAGCGAAGAUCAACUAUUGGUGAAAGAUCCCAGGGAAAGUCUGAAGGAAAUAAUAGAUCAAUUCAAGUAUAUUAAGCACGAAUUGACUUCGGAGGAGGAUGACCAGUUCGAUGACAUCGCGGCUAAAUAUAUGGAGCGACCAAUUGCUGAAACGUUGCUGCAGUUCAACGAAGCCUUAAAGAGCUUGAUGCUGCGAAGAAGAAAGACAUUGUUGCCUGAGCAGGCAACCGACCUACGUGACAACAAAGAUGAUCGCACUUCAGAGAAUCCAUUGCAAACAAAUCAUGCGAAAAAAACCAGAAUUUUUAGAACAAAGCCAAAAGGCAGACAAGAGAGUGUCGCAGUAAGCAGGCCGAAACAUGAUCUCAACGCGGUCUCUAACGCAAACAAAGACACCAGUGCACCGGUAAGUGCCGAAGAGGUUUUAAUGAAUUCUCAACAACAUGACGACGAUAAGAUCUUAAGUAACGUCAGUAAAAUGGACCUCGCGUCGAGGAGAGGAAGUUCACAGAAAAAUACGAAAAAUAAUCGGAGCGAGUAAACGUUGUUUCUAAUCUGGAACAAUUGUACAGUCGUGACACAUGUAAAUACGUUUUUCUGUGAUAUCGAGAACGGUGUGUUUUUUCAUAUUUGCUCGCGCAUUACCAACACGGAAAGCGUAAGAUUUACUUCUCCUGCGUCUACGUGAGACAUAUUUCCGCGAUCAUCUCGAGUGCAAUAAUGAACACAAACAUGCUUACAUACACACGGACGAGUUACAGAGCAGUGUAACUCAUACAGUUUGAUAUUGUCUUUCCAAAUCAACUUUUGCAUUUAGAUUACCGCUUGAAGAACGUUUCAAUCUCUAUCCUGUCAGAUUAUACUAAAUGUUUCAUCAUGCUUGCGACAAGCCAAUUAUCCAGUUGUAAAAUGCUACUUUUUCUGCAAGAAUUAGCAUGCAAUCUUAAGUGGACAAUCGAUUGAUUUCCAUAUUGGUAUCUGCAGAGCAACCGAGUGCCUUACAAAAUCUCUUCCGCAGCUCAAGAAGAUGGUGAAUGUUAAUACACACGUAUGCACAAAUGGGUGUGCGUGUGUAGCCGUGUGUGUAUGCACAAUUAUACGAUGUAUUGAUAUUUUACACAUAAAAUGAAGUUGUUUAAUAUUAAAGUUGAUAAGUUUA
Dinoponera quadriceps is the source of this 3959-nucleotide messenger RNA. It is a transcript of the gene Alg12, whose product is annotated as probable Dol-P-Man:Man(7)GlcNAc(2)-PP-Dol alpha-1,6-mannosyltransferase. The transcript has 8 exons. Gene Ontology annotation, cellular component: endoplasmic reticulum membrane. The record is from RefSeq and is a predicted model, not a curated record. Gene Ontology annotation, biological process: protein N-linked glycosylation. The coding region runs from base 150 to 3341 and encodes 1063 amino acids. Lineage: Eukaryota; Metazoa; Arthropoda; Insecta; Hymenoptera; Formicidae. Gene Ontology annotation, molecular function: alpha-1,6-mannosyltransferase activity.